GUGGAGAGAGAGAGAGAGAGAGAGAGAUUCAUGCGAAAUGGAAAAAGGAAAAAGCUCAAAGCUGUGAAAAUGUAAUGAAGGAUAAUAAGUUGCAGAGAGUAACAGAGAGAGAGAGAUGAUAUGUCUCGGCAGAGUCUUGUAAAAGAUGCAUGGAUUAGAGAAGCUGAAGAGGCUUCAAGUUUGGUGGAAGAUUUGGAGGCCAAGACCAAGAACAAGUACCCUGACCAAUUGACCCUCAGAGAAAUUGCUCGAUCCAAGCUUCUGGAGCUUGGAGUGAAACUUGAUCGCCUCGAAUCACUCCUCCACAACCCGCCCUCAAAACCCAUCUUAACUAAAGAAGAUGUGGAUUUUCGUUGGAAAAUGCUCUCAGAUAUCCAGCUAAGGACAAGAACGUUGGCUCUCAGUUUCUUUGUGCUAGGAAGAUCAGAAAGACUUCCUGAAGAUACCAAAGAACACAACAAAAAUGCAAACAGAUGUGACCAAGAUGAAGUGAAGCUUUCGUUCUCUAAAGAUGACCAAGAGCUGCUGAAACCUCUUCUUAUUAAACCGUCCAAUUCUUAUACUCCGAUGAGCUUGCAUUGGAAGACUUGCCGGGGCAUUUCUGUGGUCUUAGGGGUGACUGCAUGUCUGUUCAUCUUAGUUUUCCUAUUUGUACACACAUAAUCAUCAUAACUUGAUCUAAGUAUUUGAUGUUGUGAUGGUUUAUCCAUGCAAUUUGGAGCAGUAUUUUCUCUGCCUUUUUCUUUUUUUAAGUGAAGAUUGUACAAAUCUAUUAAUUUCAGAACAAGGAUACAUCUUCUGCAAUGUAAAAUUAAGUACAGUUACAUUACAAAUAAGGAUUCUUACUCAAACCCAUCA
Prunus avium (sweet cherry) is the source of this 858-nucleotide messenger RNA. RefSeq lists its product as uncharacterized. The record is from RefSeq and is a predicted model, not a curated record. Lineage: Eukaryota; Viridiplantae; Streptophyta; Magnoliopsida; Rosales; Rosaceae.